AAUUCGAUUUGACUGUACCAAGUACCUAGUAGUGCAGGGCGGAGGGCGUCAGUCUUUCAAUGGAAGGUCCGCCGUCGGGUGGGUGCUAUCGGGAACAUGAUCUCAUUCGGCCGCCAGCCAUUCUGUCCCGCUUGCGGCCUUAACUUGUUCACUUUCCCCUCGGCAUUACAACGUGCUUGAGUGUCUACGGUUCAUACUGUCUAGGCAUCUAGGGCUCUGAUAUAAGCAUGUCGAAACAAUAUCUUUCUUGUGGCUCUGCAGACAAUGCCCAUCCCGUUGAUAUCUUUGCGCUGGCCGUGACUGACAAGCAGAUUCUGUCAGCCUCGGGUGCCUGUUCACUCAAAGUUCACUCGACCACAGAUCCUGAUUUUCCGUUGGUACAGUCGAUUGACGAUGCCCAUAAAGUUGGGUGCCAUCAUGUGGUAACCAGCGGGAAGGGCUUGAGGGCUGUCAGCAUCGGAUUCGGUGGUGAGGUCAUGAUUUGGUCUUGUCGUGAUGGUAUUUGGGCAAAGGAUGAUGCAGCCUCUGUCAACAAGGCAACGCCUGCAGAUAUAUGGGCCAUUGCUUUGUCCGAGGAUGGACAAUAUCUCGCCGGUGUCACUCAAGAUGGCCAUAUCAAGGUGUGGGACUUGGACGCUAACGGGGAAGAAAUCCGAGACUAUGAGACCAAAGGCAGCUUCGGCACCUGCAUAGAUUUGUCUGCGGACGGCCGCUUUAUAGCAAGCGGGCACGAAAAUGGCAGUGUCUACAUAUUCGGUACAGAGAGCGGACGCAUGCCAUUUAGCCUGUCCGGCUUGGUUAAGCCCGUACGAGCUGUUGCAUUUUCUCCUGGGGGGAAAUUCCUCGCUGCUGCUGGAGACUCCAAGGUGAUUGUGCUCUAUGACACCUCCUCUGGUGAGCAAGUGGCCAAUCUUUCGGGCCACACAACAUGGAUCAUGUCGCUUUCGUGGAGCCACACGGGAGAGCAUCUUCUCAGCGGGUCAUUCGAUGGAAAGGUCAAGGUUUGGUCGAUAGACACCAGGACAUGUGUUGCUACACAUUCUGAGACAGAGAAAGCAAUAUGGAGUAUCAAGUGGCUAUCAAACAUCGGGAGAUCGGUAGGGUUCGCUACGGCUGGUGCGAAUCGCAGCAUAUCAUUCUAUCGUGAAGCCACUGGUGGUUAGCCUCUAGUCCAGCUCCCGCUCAAGAGCCUCCCGGUUGACCUUGGGUCGUGUGUGAAAUACAGCGUAGUCUCGACUGGCCGUGCCGAGUUCAAAC
Molecule: messenger RNA, 1257 nt
Organism: Aspergillus sclerotioniger CBS 115572
Lineage: Eukaryota; Fungi; Ascomycota; Eurotiomycetes; Eurotiales; Aspergillaceae
Product: SKI complex subunit WD repeat protein SKI8
Exons: 8
Coding region: 228-1163 (311 amino acids)
Cellular component (GO): Cdc73/Paf1 complex
Molecular function (GO): protein binding
Source: RefSeq, a predicted model, not a curated record